UAAAAAAGGUUUCAGGAGUGGCUGCGAGCCGUGGAUUUCGCUCGAACGUCGCGGCCAGCCCAGGCGCCGCCGGCGCUCCUUCCCCCUUGGCUAUUUCUGGGGGGGACCGGACAGGGCCUGGCCCGGGGAGACAGGGCUUGGAGUCAGGUUUCCAGUUUGACUUCCAAAACUCCGAGGGCUCCGGCUGGAAGAGGACUGGAACCGCCCGCCAGGAGGAGUUCUGCGUGCUGCUUUGACAAGACGGGGUAGGAGGUGGAUGUUUGGAAGGUUCCACAAGAGCGUCCGCAGGGGUCUGAAGCAUUGUCAAGGUGUUGCCCCAGGAGAACUUUUGCUCAUGCCCAUUGUUUAAUCAUCAAUGAAAGGAAAGAGACAAAAGAGUAAACCAUAUAAGAAGAAAUGAGCCUUUCAUUUUGUGGAAAUAACAUUUCUUCGUAUAAUAUCUACGAUGGCGUAUUACAAAAUCCCUGCUUUGUGGAUGCCCUCAACCUGGUCCCACAUGUCUUCCUGUUGUUCAUCACUUUUCCAAUAUUAUUUAUUGGGUGGGGAAGCCAAAGUUCAAAAGUCCAAAUUCAUCACAACACAUGGCUUCACUUUCCUGGACAUAACCUGAGAUGGAUUCUUACUUUUGCGCUCCUGUUUGUGCAUGUCUGUGAGAUAGCCGAAGGCAUUGUUUCAGAUUCACGGAGGGAGUCCAGGCAUCUCCACCUCUUCAUGCCUGCCGUGAUGGGAUUUGUUGCUACGACAACAUCGAUAGUCUAUUACCAUAAUAUUGAAACGUCCAACUUUCCUAAGUUACUUUUAGCCUUGUUCCUGUAUUGGGUGAUGGCUUUUAUUACAAAAACAAUAAAAUUGGUCAAGUACUGGCAAUCUGGUUGGGGGGUGUCAGACCUGCGCUUCUGCAUCACAGGCAUCAUGGUCAUCUUGAACGGGCUCCUGAUGGCAGUGGAGAUCAAUGUCAUUCGGGUCAGAAGAUACGUAUUCUUCAUGAAUCCUCAGAAAGUAAAGCCUCCUGAAGACCUCCAGGAUCUGGGCGUGAGAUUUCUUCAACCGUUUGUGAAUUUACUGUCCAAAGCCACAUACUGGUGGAUGAACACACUGAUUAUAUCUGCUCAUAAGAAGCCCAUUGAUCUGAAGGCAAUUGGGAAAUUGCCAAUAGCCAUGAGAGCAGUAACAAAUUAUGUUUGCCUGAAGGAUGCCUAUGAAGAACAAAAGAAAAAAGCAGCAGAUCAUCCAAACCGGACUCCAUCUAUAUGGCUUGCCAUGUACAGAGCUUUUGGACGGCCGAUUCUGCUUAGCAGCACAUUUCGGUAUCUGGCUGAUUUACUGGGAUUUGCCGGACCACUCUGUAUUUCUGGAAUAGUUCAGCGCGUGAAUGAAACCCAAAAUGGAACAAAUAACACAACCGGAAUUUCAGAAAUUCUCUCAUCCAAGGAAUUUCUCGAAAAUGCUUAUGUUCUUGCAGUUCUUCUCUUCUUGGCUCUUAUUCUGCAAAGGACGUUUUUGCAGGCUUCCUACUACGUAACCAUAGAGACUGGCAUCAACCUCCGAGGAGCUCUGUUGGCCAUGAUAUACAAUAAAAUACUCAGGCUCUCUACAUCUAACUUGUCCAUGGGUGAGAUGACCCUGGGACAGAUCAACAAUUUGGUUGCCAUUGAAACCAAUCAACUCAUGUGGUUCUUGUUCCUGUGCCCCAAUCUGUGGGCUAUGCCUGUCCAGAUCAUAAUGGGAGUGAUUCUGCUCUACAAUUUACUUGGAUCCAGCGCAUUGGUUGGUGCAGCCGUCAUUGUGCUCCUUGCACCAAUUCAGUACUUCAUUGCCACAAAGUUGGCAGAAGCUCAGAAGAGCACUCUUGAUUACUCUACUGAAAGACUGAAGAAAACAAAUGAAAUAUUGAAAGGCAUCAAACUUCUCAAGUUGUAUGCCUGGGAGCACAUUUUCUGCAAGAGUGUAGAAGAAACACGAGUGAAAGAGCUAUCCAGUCUCAAAGCGUUUGCCCUGUACACCUCACUUUCCAUCUUCAUGAACGCAGCAAUUCCCAUAGCAGCUGUCCUUGCCACGUUUGUGACCCACGCCUAUGCCAGCGGGAAUAACCUGCAGCCUGCAGAAGCGUUUGCUUCACUGUCUCUGUUUCAUAUCCUGGUCACACCACUCUUCUUGCUGUCCACGGUGGUCAGAUUUGCAGUCAAAGCCAUCAUCAGUGUUCAAAAGCUCAAUGAGUUUCUCUUGAGUGAUGAAAUCGGUGAUGACAGUUGGCGAACUGGUGAAACUUCUCUUCCUUUUGAGUCCUGUAAGAAACACACCGGAGUUCAACCAAAAACUAUAAACAGGAAGCAGCCUGGAAGAUAUCACCUGGACAGCUAUGAACAGUCCACACGACGUCUGCGUCCCAUGGAGACGGAAGAUGUUGCGAUAAAGGUUACAAAUGGCUGUUUUUCGUGGGGCAGUGGUGCAGCUACUUUAUCCAACAUAGAUAUCCGGAUCCCAACAGGUCAGUUAACCAUGAUCGUGGGCCAAGUGGGAUGUGGGAAGUCCUCGCUUCUCCUUGCCAUCCUUGGUGAGAUGCAGACCCUGGAUGGGAAAGUUCACUGGAGCAAUGUAAAUGAAUCUGAGCCUUCUUUUGAAGCAACCAGAAGUAGGAACAGGUAUUCAGUGGCCUAUGCAGCCCAAAAACCCUGGCUAUUAAACGCCACAGUAGAAGAAAAUAUCACCUUUGGAAGUCCUUUCAACAAACAGAGGUACAAAGCUGUCACAGAUGCCUGUUCUUUGCAACCAGAUAUUGACUUAUUACCAUUUGGAGACCAAACUGAAAUUGGAGAGAGGGGCAUCAACCUGAGUGGGGGCCAGAGGCAGAGGAUCUGUGUGGCACGAGCUCUCUAUCAAAACACCAACAUUGUCUUCUUGGACGAUCCCUUCUCUGCCCUGGACAUCCAUUUAAGUGAUCACCUUAUGCAGGAGGGGAUUCUGAAAUUUCUUCAGGACGACAAAAGGACACUCGUUCUUGUGACUCACAAAUUGCAAUACCUGACCCACGCUGACUGGAUCAUAGCUAUGAAGGAUGGAAGCGUACUCCGAGAGGGCACUUUGAAGGACAUUCAAACCAAAGAUGUCGAGCUCUACGAACACUGGAAAACACUUAUGAACCGUCAGGAUCAGGAAUUAGAAAAGGAUAUGGAAGCUGACCAAACCACGUUAGAGAGGAAAACUCUCCGAAGAGCCAUGUAUUCAAGAGAGGCCAAAGCCCAAAUGGAGGAUGAAGAUGAAGAGGAAGAGGAGGAGGAAGAUGAAGAUGACAACAUGUCCACUGUGAUGAGGCUCAGGACCAAAAUGCCCUGGAAAACUUGCUGGCGAUACCUCACUUCCGGCGGAUUCUUCUUGCUCUUCCUGAUGAUUUUCUCUAAGCUUCUGAAGCAUUCAGUGAUUGUGGCCAUAGACUAUUGGCUGGCCACAUGGACGUCAGAGUACAGUAUAAACAAUACUGGGAAAGCUGACCAGACCUACUACGUAGCUGGAUUUAGCAUACUUUGUGGUGCAGGCAUUUUCCUUUGCCUUGUGACAUCCCUCACUGUAGAAUGGAUGGGUCUCACUGCAGCCAAAAACCUUCACCACAAUCUCCUCAACAAGAUAAUUCUUGGACCAAUAAGGUUCUUUGAUACCACACCUCUGGGACUGAUCCUCAAUCGAUUUUCAGCUGAUACCAACAUCAUUGAUCAGCAUAUCCCUCCAACUUUGGAAUCUCUAACUCGCUCAACACUGCUCUGCCUGUCCGCCAUUGGGAUGAUAUCCUAUGCUACUCCUGUGUUCCUGGUUGCUCUCGUGCCCCUUGGAGUUGCCUUUUAUUUUAUCCAGAAAUACUUCCGAGUUGCCUCUAAGGACCUCCAGGAACUUGAUGACAGCACCCAACUUCCACUGCUUUGUCACUUCUCAGAGACAGCUGAAGGACUCACCACCAUCCGGGCCUUCCGGCACGAAGCCAGAUUUAAGCAACGUAUGCUGGAACUGACGGACACAAACAACAUUGCCUACUUAUUUCUCUCGGCUGCCAACAGAUGGCUGGAGGUCAGGACGGAUUAUCUGGGAGCUUGUAUUGUCCUCACUGCCUCAAUUGCAUCCAUUAGCGGGUCUUCCAAUUCUGGAUUGGUGGGCCUGGGUCUGCUGUAUGCACUCACGAUAACCAAUUACCUGAACUGGGUGGUGAGGAACUUGGCUGAUCUGGAAGUCCACAUGGGUGCAGUGAAAAAAGUGAACAGUUUCUUGACUAUGGAGUCUGAGAACUAUGAAGGCACCAUGGAUCCUUCUCAAGUUCCUGAACAUUGGCCACAAGAAGGAGAGAUCAAGAUUCAUGAUUUGUGUGUCAGAUAUGAAAAUAAUCUGAAACCUGUUCUUAAACAUGUCAAGGCUUACAUCAAACCCGGGCAAAAGGUUGGUAUAUGUGGCCGCACUGGCAGUGGCAAGUCAUCAUUAUCCCUGGCUUUCUUCAGAAUGGUUGACAUAUUUGAUGGAAAGAUUGUCAUUGAUGGGAUAGAUAUUUCCAAACUACCCUUACACACACUGCGUUCUCGACUUUCAAUCAUUCUGCAGGAUCCAAUACUAUUCAGUGGUUCUAUUAGAUUUAAUUUAGAUCCAGAGUGCAAAUGCACAGAUGACAGGCUCUGGGAAGCUCUAGAAAUUGCUCAGCUGAAGAAUAUGGUCAAGUCUCUAUCAGGAGGUCUAGAUGCAGUUGUCACUGAAGGUGGGGAGAACUUCAGCGUUGGGCAGAGACAGCUGUUCUGCCUCGCUAGGGCCUUCGUCCGCAAGAGCAGCAUCCUCAUCAUGGAUGAAGCGACGGCCUCCAUCGACAUGGCCACAGAAAACAUUUUACAGAAAGUGGUGAUGACAGCCUUUGCAGACCGCACCGUGGUCACCAUAGCUCAUCGGGUUCACACCAUUCUGACAGCAGACCUGGUGAUUGUGAUGAAGCGAGGAAACAUCCUAGAAUAUGACACGCCAGAAAGCCUCCUGGCUCGGGAGGAUGGAGUAUUUGCUUCUUUUGUUCGUGCAGACAUGUGAAGGGUUCUUAAAAAGAGGCAUGUAUGUACAACCACGCAGUUAUAACCUAUUUGUGGAUUAUAUAAGCUUGACCCUCAUAAAAUAGCAUCUUAAAUUUUUACAAAUUUUGUAUAAGCAAAUAAGUUGAUAUUUCUCUAUUCUUUAAAAUGGUUUUCCAAAGUGUUACUGUUGAGAAUGUUCAUUACUGAUGUUUUUCUACAAUAGCAGCUGUAUUAAAACAUGUAAGCUAUUCUAGGUGGUGACUCUAGGAAAAUCUGUUGCAGCUGUGUGUCCAGAUGAGGUGACUGUGCUUUUACCUGAAUCCAAAUACUUCUGAAAAGUUCUACAGAGAUGGACAAAAAUGGUUCAUGGCAUUUAGAUUAUUGGAAAAAAAUAGUGUUUCCUGAAAGUUAAACGUAGAAUAGGGUCAAUACCCAUUAAUGCAAUCUUAAAAAUAACUUUCUAAAAACUGACCCAAUCUCCUACAAUAUUGCUGUCAUGAAAUGUUUCAUAAGGCUGCAUAUGCAUAAUGCUUGUUACCGUUAUGCCACAUUCCCUCACAGAAAUGAGUUUUUCCCCAUAGUGAUAAUGAGUGAGGAUAUUUUAAAAUCAUAUUUCUACAUAGCCACUAAACUGAAAAUCAUGUUUACCAUUCUUACACCCAAGUGUUGGCUAGGGCUCAUAACUUUGUUACUUGAGUAAAUGUUUGUUUACAAACUAAAUUGACUGAAUAAAGUCAAGGAUGAUGACUUUACAUAAUUAACCACUUAGUACAUUAUAUAUAUUGUUGAAUAUAAAGGUUCACCUUGAACUAAUAUUUAAUAUAUAGGUACUUAACCAAAUUUUACGUUUGAUUAAUCAAAUUUUGCUAUUUUCAAUUUUAAAUACUUAUUAUAAAUGCAUAAUGCUUUAUUAUCAAAUAACAGGGUUACUGAAAUCAUGGAAUGCAAAAAUACUUAUCUGAAAGGCUCUACUUUUUACUGUUCCUCAUGAUUCACUGAGAGUUUGCUUCACUCUAGAUUAGAAUCGUGAGACUUGUCUGAGUAUCUGGUAUCUGAGAUCUGGGACCAUGUCGUCUUUGUGCUCCUAACACUAAAUCUAAAUGCUCAGCCACAGUCACCCCUCAUAAAUAUAGCUGGCUGGUCCAUGGACUAGUUUUACUGCUAGCCGUGUACCUAUAACUGUGGGUUAGUCUCUACUCUCCUGUGUUGUGUGUAUUCUAUUUAUUCUCUAGUAUGUAUGAAUGUUUUUAUUCUCGACAAUAAAUGUGUUUAUUCUAUAUGAUAUAUGAAAACAUAUUGGAUUGCUAUUACCUAAUAAAUUACUCUGUUGCACAGUUAAA
Lepus europaeus (European hare) is the source of this 6367-nucleotide messenger RNA. RefSeq names its product ATP binding cassette subfamily C member 9 (gene ABCC9). The record is from RefSeq and is a predicted model, not a curated record. Lineage: Eukaryota; Metazoa; Chordata; Mammalia; Lagomorpha; Leporidae. Gene Ontology annotation, biological process: transmembrane transport; potassium ion transport. The transcript is spliced from 41 exons. Gene Ontology annotation, molecular function: sulfonylurea receptor activity; ATP hydrolysis activity; ATP binding. The coding region runs from base 397 to 5046 and encodes 1549 amino acids. Gene Ontology annotation, cellular component: membrane.